This is a messenger RNA of Camelina sativa (false flax), 1308 nucleotides long. Lineage: Eukaryota; Viridiplantae; Streptophyta; Magnoliopsida; Brassicales; Brassicaceae. The record is from RefSeq and is a predicted model, not a curated record.
AUGGGGAAGCGAAAUUGCAAAUCGAAGUACAGAUCUGAGACGCCGGAUCCACUAGAUAUUACAUCGCCGAGAUCUCGCGAGCUACCAUAUGGUUCGAUUCAAGCUCGUCGUGACUCCGAUGUUCAGGAUACUAACCAAACUCGAGCGAUGUUCCCCAAACGUUCUCCACAUCACAUCGAGGUAUCCAAUUCACCUGAUAAUGUUCAUAACGGAACUAAUUAUGGAACCUGGAUUGUGGCUAUGACUACGAGUAUAGAGGCUAAGAACAAACUCGGUUUCAUUGACGGCUCUAUUGUUAAACCUGAUGAAGAUGAUCCAUAUUGCAAAAUCUGGUCUAGAUGUAAUAGCAUGGUCAAGUCCUGGUUGCUGAAUAGUGUUACUCCGAAGAUCUACACAAGUAUCCUCUACACCAAAACAGCUUCGGAUAUUUGGAAAGAUCUACACACACGAUUUCACAAGUCAAAUUUGCCAAGACUUUACAAACUUCGCCAUCGGAUUCACUCUCUACGUCAGGGCAGUAUGACUCUCUCCUCCUAUCACACACAGACUCAGUCUUUAUGGGCAGAAUUGAGCAGUCUCCAAGCUACAGCUCACUCUGUUGAAGCUUUGAUUGCUGAAAGAGAAACUAAUCGUGUCAUAGAUUUUCUGAUGGGCCUCAAUGAUAACUAUGAUACGGUUAGGAGUCAGAUUCCGAUGAAGAAAACUCUGCCUACUAUGUCUGAAGUUUAUAAUCUGCUUGAUCAAGAGGAUAGUCAGAAGUCAGCUCGUCUUCCUUCUCAUACUAGUGUUGAUCCGACUGCUUUUCAGGUAUCCAACACUCAAGUUCAGUUUAAUGUUGUUACUUUAGGACAAGGUCAACAAUAUGGUGGUGACUCAGUGAAUCAGAGGAAAGACAAACCUGUUUGUACCUUCUGUGGUAGAUCUGGACAUAUUGCUGAGCGAUGUUACAAAAGAGUUGGUUAUCCAGCUCACUUCAAGUUGAAGCAUAAAGGAUCCGUCCUUGCUUUGGCUAAUGUGGCUAUCGGUGAAACUUCAGAAACUCUCAGUGCUUCAUCUGAUGAUCUAACUCCAACACAGAUUCAACAGCUUAUGUCAUACCUUAGCACCAAGCUUCAGUCUUCAAGCACCAUCACCAAACCUGAAGUUCACUCUGUCUUAGUUUCCAAACCUUUUUCUUCAACAGUUUUCCCCAUUUCCGGUAAGUUUGAUCCCUCUAUCCUAUGUUCUUUUUCCGGAAAUGUUAGGCCUUAUGCAUGUUCUGUUAAUAGCAACGCUAUUGCUAUUAAUGCUUGGGUUGUGGAUUCUUGA